AUGGCGCACGCGCCCUUGUUAAGAACAAACACCGCGCCGCUCUUCUCCUCCUCCACACCCGCUGUGGCCGGCGGCGCAAACGGCAGCGGUCCCAUCCGGAACACCAUGAGCGGCGUCUCCGGCGGCGCGCCGCGCUCGUCCCAAAUGUCGGGCAGCACCGCAUUUAUGAGCACCACCUCCCUCACGUCCCUCUCCAGCCAGACCACCCUGGCCAGCCCACCCGUCACGGGCCAAGUCGUGGCCACCAGCAACAUCAUCAACCAAAAGGCCGACGCCUCUCGCUCGCUCUACCAGAUCUGUGUCGCCCUCAAGCAGCGGCUUGCCCAGGUGCCCGGCUUCGAGGGCUAUCUCGAAGAGCUCGCGCACCUCGAGCGCGAUGUCACGAGCGGCGAUCCCGUUGAGGGUCUGUGGCAAAUGUUCCGGUCUGGGCUGCCCUUGCUGGCCAUCUACAAUGCCCUGCAGCCGGCCGAGCCGCUGAUGCUGGCCGAGAACGACAUGGAGGCCAGCGAGAUGAAGCGGGCCAAGAUUGCCGCCUUCAAAUUCAUCCGCGCCUGUCUCAGUGACCUCAACAUACCGGCGCCGGAAUGUUUUGUCAUUGCCGACCUCGUCGGCACCGACACGACAGGCUUCGUCAAGGUCACAACCGUGGUCAACCACGUCCUUGAUCUCGCCCAAGAACGCGGCCUGCUGCUCCAGGCCCAGGACUCGGUCGACGAAACCGUCGACGGACCAGCCUCGCAGCUCAGCUACCGCGAUUACAUUGUCCGCGAACUUGUCGACACCGAGCGCAAGUACGUCCAAGACCUCGAGAACCUGUACGACCUGAAGAAAACGCUCGAACAGCGCGGCAUCAUCAACGGCGACGUUGUUCAUCAGAUUUUCUUGAACAUCAAUGCCAUUCUCGAUGUGCAGCGGCGCUUCCUGAUCCGCAUCGAGUCGACCAACUCCAUACCACAAAAAGACCAGCAGUGGGGCAACCCGUUCGUUGCAUUCGAAGAGUCCUUUGACAUCUACCAGCCCUUCAUUGCCAACCAGCGCAAGGCCGCCCAGCUGACCCAAAUUUAUUUUGACAAGAUCCGCUCCGCCAACCACCCCGUCGCCGUCGAUUUCAACACCCUCGAUGGCUUCUUGCUGAAGCCCAUGCAACGCCUCGUCAAGUACCCGCUCCUCCUCAAGGAUCUGCGCAAGAAGAGCGAGUUUGAGGAUGAGCGCCUGGACCUCGACGCCGGUAUUGCUGCCGCUGAGCGCGCGCUGCAAAAGGCCAACGAGGCCGUCAACCGUGACUUGCUCGAAGAGGCCCUCGAAGACCUCAAGAGCCGCGUCGACGACUGGAAGAACCACCGCGUCGACCAGUUCGGCAAACUGCUUCAGCAUGGCGUCUACACCGUCGUCACCGGCAAGAGCGACCAGGAAAAGGACUACGAAAUUUACCUCUUUGAGUGCAUUCUCCUCUGCUGCAAGGAGAUCACACCCAACAAGAGCAAGGACAAGAAGGACAAGACCAAGUCCACGGGACCCAAGAUCCGGAACAAGAAUGCCAAGCUGCAGCUUAAGGGGCGCAUCUUUAUGACCAACGUCACGGAAGUCCUCUUCUUCUCCCGGCCGGGGUCCUACACCGUCCAAAUCUGGUGGAAGGGCGACCCGGGCGUCGAGAACUUUGUCAUCAAGUUCCAAAACGAAGAGUCUAUGAAGAAAUGGGCGGCCGGCCUCGACAUGCAGCGCAAGCUCAACGCGCCGCGGCCCGACCAGAGCCCCGAACAGCCGGCACCGAGCUUUGCAUGGAUGCAGACCUCCGCCGGCGGUGUGGCCGCCAUCGAGAACCCCUACGCCGAAGACCCCGACGAAGAUGACGACUACCUCGUCAUGAACCAACAAGCACAGCAGCAGCAGUUGCUGCUGCAGCAGCAGCAGCAACAACAGUUCAAUGGCCAACCACUCCGUACACGGUCGAUCACAGCCGAAAGCGGCCAGUCUCUCGCCGGCAUGAUGCGCCAACCACCACCAAGCUUCCCCUUGCCCAUGCUCCCUGGCCAGCUCAGCGUGCAGACACAGCAGCUGCCCGCACAGCAGGCGUCGUCGCCCAGCUUGCGCGGCGGCGAGUCCUACUUCUCGCCCGUAGCCGAAUCGCCCGUCUCGUCGCGCACGAGCACAACGUCGGGCUUCUUCCCGCCCGGCGCUGGCUAUGCGUUCCCCAAGGUCGGCACACCGCAGCCCGGCGGCUGGGACGGCGAGACAAACCGCUACACAGCACCAGCCAUGCCUCGCGCACCAUCACGCGACGGACCCUCGCCCUCCAACGCGUACGGCAUGGUCAACGGCGGACCUGGCGGCGGUGGCGGCCGCAAUCCGCGCGGCCCCUCCAUGCCAGUCAUGUCGCAGAACCCGCAGACCCUUUCGCAGCAGCAACGCAGCCGCAGCUACAGCACCCCCGACAUCCAGAACCAGCCGGCGCGGAGGACACCCGGAGGCAGCCAGGGCAACAUUCCCGCGGUGCCUGGCAUCCCGCCCCACCUGCAUCCGACGCAUGAGCGGCACGACUCGACCAUCCCGCGGUCCAACACGGGCAGCCCACGCAACGACCUGCCGAUCCGCACCAGCACGCAGAGCCCUGGUGUGCAGGCCAGCCGCCUGCAACAGCAGCAGCAGCAGCAGCUGACCGCCUCGUACGGCGCCACCAUGGCGCAGUUCCCCGCGCAGCCCGUCUACCCACGCCAGACAACGCCCGGACCGACUAGUGCGCCACCGCAGCACCAGCACCAGCACCAGCACCAGCACCAGCCGUCGCUGCCAAACGACAUGGGCGCGGUAUCGCCGCCGCUCGGCACCGGCACGCCCGGCAUGGGCACGUCAGGCAUGGUGGGCAGCUCGGACCUGCCGAUCCCGACGCAGCUGAAAGUCAAGGUCAACUACGACACGUCCAACUACAUGACGCUGGUGGUGGCGUUCAACAUCACGUACCAGUCGCUGGUGGACCGGAUCGAUGCGAAGCUGGCGCGGUUUACCAACAGCAGCAUCGGCAAGGGCAACCUGAAGCUGCGGUACCAGGACGAGGACGGCGACUUUGUGAGCAUCGAGAGCGACGACGACAUACAGAUUGCGUUUAUGGAGUGGCGCGACGGCGUACGCAACAUGUACAAUGCGGGUGUCGGAGAGAUUGAGCUGUUCUGCGUCGGCGACGGCUUGUAG
Sporothrix brasiliensis 5110 is the source of this 3186-nucleotide messenger RNA. Its product is annotated as cell division control protein 24. The transcript is spliced from 2 exons. Lineage: Eukaryota; Fungi; Ascomycota; Sordariomycetes; Ophiostomatales; Ophiostomataceae. Gene Ontology annotation, molecular function: guanyl-nucleotide exchange factor activity; protein binding. Gene Ontology annotation, biological process: septin ring organization; establishment of cell polarity; intracellular signal transduction. The record is from RefSeq and is a predicted model, not a curated record. Bases 1 to 3186 code for a protein of 1061 amino acids. Gene Ontology annotation, cellular component: division septum; nucleus; mating projection tip.